Adineta steineri is the source of this 1050-nucleotide messenger RNA. Lineage: Eukaryota; Metazoa; Rotifera; Eurotatoria; Adinetida; Adinetidae. The record is from the annotation of a GenBank genome assembly.
AUGUCAUCAUAUUCUAUUAUUAUUAUUAUUUAUUGUUUUAUGUAUUCUGUUAUAUCUUUAUCGAAUAAUCAAACAAAAAUUACUAAUUCAUUGAAUAUUAAUCUAGACUAUGGAGAAAAUGAUACAAUAAUAUUAUGGUAUAAUCUAACAACAAAUUAUUCAUAUUUUAUUACAUUUCGUGAAUUUGGAGAUGAACAAUUAAAAUUUGGUUUAUUUUUAUCGACAAAUAAUAAAUCAGAAGAACAUUCUAUUGAAAUUUUUCAUCAAAAUUUUACACUAAAUAUACGUCAUUUAUUUAUUAUUUGUUUUCAUUUUAUUUUACAAGUGAAUAAUCUCAAUAUUCAAUGUAAAGAUAUACGUUUAUUUAAAAAAGAUGAAAUAGAUCCUGAUUUACCAGAAGUUUUUCUCCCGUCUUAUAAUCCAUUAUUUGUACCGAUGAUGUAUGCAUUAAGUGUUAUAAUGCUUUUACCUGUUAUUAUUCAGAAUCAUCGUCGGAAAAAAGCUCUUACUUUACAAAGACGAACGACAUUACGACGUUUAUCAAUACAAAUAGCACAAGAUGAUCAAAAUCCCCAACAGAAUAUCGUAAAACAAAUGUUAUCUCGUAUUGCUGAAAAUGGAGAUCUUACUUAUGAAAAUAUCCCCAUGGAAAUGAAACUUGUUUCUGAUUCGUCAACAAAACUAACUCUCGAUGAUAUGAAUGAUAAUAAUGUAACAUUUACAUUAGAAAAUCUUCAACCGUUUGCAUAUGACUAUGAUGAUAAUGAUACUAAUGAACAAUUGGAUGUGAAUGCUGAUGAUUGUAUUGCACAUCUUUUAGAUAAUACACCAUGGAAUACACCAAAUAGUGAUCAACCACUUACUCCUAGUUUAUCUCGUCAUCCACUUAUUCGAGAUAAUGCAACAGCAAUAAAAGAACAACAUGUUCCAACAACAAUUCCAUUUCAUGAUGAUGAUGAUGACGAUCUAAAACCAAUAUUAAUAACAAAUAAACAUCCAAAAAGAAGUUUAUAUAAAAAAAAUCAAGUCUUUUUUGAAACUGAUGUAUAA